AUGACACCCCAACUACUAAAGUUAUAUAACUUUAUCUUCCUGAGUAGCAGUUCAUGGGUAAUGCUUUAAACUGGACAAAACAAGACAAACAAACAAAACCAAGACAUAGAAAUAACAUGUUACUUAGAGAAUUUGCUCUGGAUGUGCUCAGCUGUCUCUGACAAGUCAAGGAAGAAGCUGGAAAUGUGAUGGUCUCUGAGGAGGGAACUCAGUAUUCAGGGUUCAAGAUAAAGUGGGACUUACUUUAGCCCUUGAACACCUUUUUUAAUCCUUGAAUUUUUACUUCUUCAAUGCAUUUCAUUAGGUUUUCCAUGAAAAAGUCAUUCCAACCCCUCAGGAAUGCUGGUCCCAUUUGAACCGUCUGAAAAGCACCUGUGGCUGCGCAAAUAUCAGUUCGCUUCUCUGAAAGGUAUUGUCCAGAUGUUGGAUCUUCCCAUGCCUCUACCGGGCCGUCCUCAUCUCCCCGAGACCUGCUUCCCAGAAGAAGCUCCACCUCUGGCUCCCAGGGCCUGGGGAAAUGGGCGGGUCCAGACCAGUGGCCCCUCCUACAGCGCCCAGGUGCUCUACCCAGUGCACUCCUGCAAUCUCGGGAAGAAGCCGAGGCUGCGGAGUUUGGGAGGCGGAUGGGGAGGGGCUUACCAAAAGCCCUUGAAAUAAGGCCCUGGCCAAGCCACAACUGCCGCAACUGAUACUAACCUUGGCCUUCUUGGUUUGCAGCUUCACGGCCGCUAGCAGCAAGGCCUACUGCAGCAUGGCCACUCCUAAGCGGUUUCCGACGCUCGUACAGCUGGAACAGAGAGAAGGGACGCUAUUCGAGGUGCUCGGUAACCUCACCAAGCGACCCUAUUGGUUCCACUCCGAGUACCUGAAGAGUCCGAAGGCUGUUCACCUCGAGGCGUGGCUGGUGGAGGCGAUCUUCGGUCGGGGAGGAGAGCACAUACCACACGUCGAGUGUGUGUCACAGACCCUGCUUCACGUUAAUCAUUGGGACCCCGAGGGCGAGGCUGAGAUCUUGAUAUUUGGUCGGCCCUAUUACCAGAAAGAUGUAUCCAAGAUGAUCAUGAAUUUGGCUGACUAUCAUCGCCAACUCCGGGCACAAAGCUCAGAGAAGGCCCCUGCCCAGGAUGUAGGGACGCAGCGGUCCCCCGACGCUGUCCCGGAGGCGGGGACCCAGAGCUCUCCAAAGUCUGUCCGGGAGGCGGCGACCCAGCGGUCCGACGACGCAGCUCCGCAGGUGGCGAGCCAGAGCUCUCCGAAGUCUGUUCAGGAGGCGGCGACCCAGAGAUCCCCCCACGCUACCCGAGAGGUGCCGACCCAGAGCUCUCCGAAGGCUGUCCGGGAGCAGGACCCCGGCGCUGUCCGCGAGGCGGCGACCCAGCAGGACCCCGGCGCUGUCCGGGAGGCGGCGACCCAGCGUUCCCCCGGCGCUGUCCGGGAGGCGGCGACCCAGCAGGACCCCGGCGCUGUCCGCGAGGCGGCGACCCAGCAGGACCCCGGCGCGGUCGGCGAGGCGGCAACCCAGCGCUCCCUGGAUGCUACCUAG
Messenger RNA from Herpailurus yagouaroundi (jaguarundi), 1543 nucleotides. RefSeq names its product KH domain containing 3 like, subcortical maternal complex member (gene KHDC3L). Gene Ontology annotation, molecular function: RNA binding. Gene Ontology annotation, cellular component: protein-containing complex. The transcript has 4 exons. The record is from RefSeq and is a predicted model, not a curated record. The coding region runs from base 752 to 1543 and encodes 263 amino acids. Lineage: Eukaryota; Metazoa; Chordata; Mammalia; Carnivora; Felidae.